Messenger RNA from Mugil cephalus (flathead mullet), 3864 nucleotides. RefSeq names its product protein phosphatase 2, regulatory subunit B', epsilon isoform b (gene ppp2r5eb). Gene Ontology annotation, biological process: signal transduction; protein dephosphorylation. Gene Ontology annotation, cellular component: protein phosphatase type 2A complex; nucleus; cytosol. Gene Ontology annotation, molecular function: protein phosphatase activator activity. The transcript has 14 exons. The coding region runs from base 403 to 1806 and encodes 467 amino acids. The record is from RefSeq and is a predicted model, not a curated record. Lineage: Eukaryota; Metazoa; Chordata; Actinopteri; Mugiliformes; Mugilidae.
CCUGUGUUAUGUGUGCCAUGGUCUGAGCCCAGCAGUGUUGACAAUAGGGCGAAAAGAAGCAGCCCCGAACCGCAAAACGAGCUGAGCAAAAACACAAAAAUCCAGGGCUAGACUCAGUAACGGGAAUGUAAAUGCGUCAAACGAAUCGUUUUUAUACAGCCGUGCUUUGCUAUUAAUGGGAGUUUGAGGAUUAUUCCGUUGGAAGGAAAGGUACUCGUGGGUUUGGCUGUUUCAGGCCAAGAUUUAUUUUCCUCCUGCUCUUCCGCCGCUGCUCGGGAAAGAAAAGCUGCUGGAGGUAGUAGCCUCGCUGUGAGCUAGCCCGAUAGCUUUCUAUUCCACCAACAUAGGAGAACUCCUCGCCGCCGUCUCCGUUGCGAACCGCAGAGGAUAUCAAGCAGGGCUAUGUCCUCGGCAGCCACCACGUCUCCAUCUGUGGACAAAGUGGACGGAUUUUCACGGAAGUCUGUCAGGAAGGCCAAGCAGAAGCGGUCGCAGAGUUCGUCCCAGUUCCGCUCUCAGGGCAAACCCAUAGAGCUCACGCCCUUACCGCUGCUCAAGGACGUGCCGGCGCCGGAGCAGCCGGAGCUGUUCCUGAAGAAGCUGCAGCAGUGCUGUACUGUCUUUGACUUCAUGGACACGCUGUCGGAUCUGAAGAUGAAGGAGUACAAGCGAUCCACGCUCAACGAGCUGGUGGACUACGUGACCGUCAGCCGGGGCUACCUGACGGAGCAGGCCUACCCCGAGGUCGUCAAAAUGGUGUCUCACAACAUAUUCCGGACUCUUCCGCCCAGCGACAGUAACGAGUUUGACCCCGAGGAGGACGAGCCCACACUCGAGGCGUCCUGGCCACACUUACAGUUGGUAUACGAGUUCUUCAUUCGGUUCUUGGAGAGUCAGGAAUUCCAGCCCAGCAUUGCCAAAAAGUACAUAGACCAGAAGUUUGUCCUACAGCUCUUGGAGUUGUUCGACAGCGAGGAUCCUCGGGAGAGGGACUAUCUGAAGACAGUCUUGCAUAGAAUCUACGGCAAAUUCCUGGGGCUGAGGGCUUUUAUACGAAAACAGAUCAAUAAUAUUUUUCUACGUUUUGUUUAUGAGACGGAGCACUUCAACGGGGUGGCUGAGUUGCUGGAGAUCCUGGGCAGUAUAAUCAAUGGUUUCGCUCUCCCGCUCAAAGCGGAGCAUAAACAGUUUCUGGUCAAAGUGUUGAUCCCCCUCCACACCGUCAGGAGUCUGUCCCUCUUCCAUGCACAGUUGGCGUAUUGCAUUGUACAGUUCCUAGAGAAAGACCCAACAUUAACAGAACCAGUCAUCAGAGGAUUACUGAAGUUCUGGCCAAAAACCUGCAGUCAAAAAGAGGUGAUGUUUCUCGGGGAGCUGGAGGAGAUUCUGGACGUCAUCGAACCCACGCAGUUCGUUAAGAUCCAGGAGCCGCUCUUCAAGCAGAUCUCCAGAUGCGUGUCCAGCCCACAUUUCCAGGUGGCAGAGCGAGCUCUCUACUACUGGAACAACGAGUACAUCAUGAGUCUGAUCGAGGAGAACUCCAGCGUCAUCCUGCCCAUCAUGUUCGCCAGCCUCUACAGGAUCUCCAAAGAGCACUGGAACCCGGCCAUCGUGGCGCUGGUCUACAACGUACUGAAGGCCUUCAUGGAGAUGAACAGUACCUUAUUCGAUGAACUCACAGCCACUUACAAGUCGGACCGCCAGCGUGAGAAGAAGAAGGAGAAGGAGCGGGAGGAGCUGUGGAAGAAGCUGGAGGACCUGGAGCUGAAGCGGGGCCUUAGGAGCGACGGGAUCAUCCCGACUUAACGAAGACAGCGCCGCGCUCCCCUCUCUCCCCCCUUCGUCCUCACCCCCAUCUGACUCCUCCUCCCCCGAUCCCGACCCCCAAAGCCCACCCCCCCGCCGCCCCGUCCUCACCCUCCUCCACCUCAGCCAUGUCUGCCCAGAGCUCCUGGUCCAGGCGUCGUCUCCGGAGGACUCGCAGCGCCGCUGGUUUCUUAAUCGUUCUCCUUUUCUGUUUUUUCUUAUGUUGUUUUUUUUUUUUUUUUUUUUUUUUUUUCUCUCCUGUGUUUGUGCGACUUACUUUACAGUAGAUUCAUCACGUCUGUUUUCAUUAUUUCAACAGCACUGUAAAUAAUUAUUUUUUCUUUUUUUUUUUCCCUUAAACUGAUAUUAUUGCAAACGGAAAAACAAAAAAAUAAGAAUAAAAAAAAAGGAAGAAAAAUAGAAAAUGAGAAAAUGACUUGUGUGAGAGGGGAUUUAAACAAAAAAAUAAAUAAAAAUAAAAAAAAAACAUUUUUGGACUGUAGGACAUGAACAGAACUCUUUGAAAACAAAGAAAAAAACACAAAAAAAGAGACGAUAGUUUGAUUUGAACUCUUCAUCCUCCUCCUCCUCCUCCUCUUCAGUACAGUCCCAUAUGUAAUUUUUAUUUUCCCGGUUCUCCUCUUUGCUCUUCCUCUCGUCGCCUCCCAUCUCCGUGAUCCUCCCCCCUCAUGGGACACCUCUCCCCCCCCUCCCUCCCUAAAAGGACUCCUCACACACCUUUUUUUUUAUUAUUAUUAUUCUUUUUUUAAAAACAGGCAAUAAACUGAACAAAAAAGAAAAAACAACACAUUAAAUUAACCGACAGGGGCCUCCUCACCACCACACACGGUUUUUCUUUUAGUGUGUUUACAUGCGUCUCACUUCCUGUGCCCCCCCCCCAUCACCAUCACCCCCCCCACACACACACACAAACACACUCGAUAAAUAAAACUUUAAAUAUGGAAUAUUGGAUUCAUGUCUUUUAAAGAUGUAGUGGUUUCAAACUGCAUGUAAACACACUCCACGCACCUCAGCCCUGCUCUGAAAAAUGAAAAAAUGAUGGUCUCCCCCCUUUUCUCUCCCUCCUCCGCUCCCACCUCCCACCUCCCACGUCACCCCCCCCCCCCCACUCCAGGUGUUGAUUGGCUGGUAUCAGUCUGGUACUGGUAUCGGCCUCAAACGAGGAACUUACAGCUCAAAAAUAAAAGAUAUCUUCAGAGGAGCACCUCACCUCUUUUUCUCCCCCCUACUCCUCCACAUUGAGGGAGGGAGGGAGGGGGGGUGGAGGGGGGGGCCGCGUUGACUUCACAGUAUUAACAACAACAACAAAAAAAAAAAAGAAGAAGAAGAGAGACAACCCUGUACAUUGUUAUUGAAUGCAGUACACUGAUAAACUUGUAUCUUGUAGUAAUUUAGUUUUUUUGCGUAGGAGACUGUGGAGGAGUAUCCAGUAUAUAAAGAGGUAUUAUGGAACAAGACUUCCUGGUAUUUAUGAUAGUGCCCCCCCCCCUCCUCCCCUCCUCCCUUCCUCCCCUCCUCCCUCCCCCUCUCUCCUUCCCCACCGCCCCCUCUUUUUAGUCUGUUUCUUCUUUUUUCCCCCUCUUCUCUCACUUUUUAUCUCAUUUUUUUGGAUAUUUUGAUGAAGUUUCUUUUGACCAUUGGAUAUAUUUUUUAGUUGGGGAAGGGGAUGGAUGGGGAGGGGGGGGUGAGGGCGUGGGGGGUGUGGGGGGGAAAUGAGGGGAGGGGAGGGCGGGGGAGGUCAAGAAUGGAGGGCAGAUGCUUUUUUUUUUAUUUUAAAUUUUUUUUGUUGUUGUUUUUGUCGCCCUGUUGUGGAGCUUUGACGGUGAACCUCCUCCUCCUCCUCCUCCUCCUCCUCCCCCCCCUCCCUCCCAUUUCCUCCCCCCCUGCAGGAUUAAUGUGUGCUUUAGAAUGGCCCAGAUAUAAUAUGAUUUAAAAGCUGAAAAAAAAAAGAUAAAAAAGGGUUGGAGAAAUACAAAUGUUUAAUUAUUUUAAAAAAUAAAGAGAUAUUAAAUUAAACCUGUUUUGUGAUAAAGCCCA